UAUAUUUGUUCAUUUCCCUGUCUGAUUUCUGGAAUUCGCUUUUACUUUGGUUCUCUUUUAAUGGCGCGGAGAUCCCUAACGCGGAAUGAAGUGGAAUUUCGAAAAGUCUGCUUUUACGUGGCACUUGCUGUGGCACUUUUUAUUGCUCUUCUGGCUUAUAUUUACUUGGAAGCGGCGAAUAAUGUCCUUAAGAAGCGUCGUUUUAGGAAGCUUUUUUAUAUUUCGUUGGGGGCCUGGUAUUUUUCGCAGCUGCAUUUGGUUUGGCUAUCUUCGCCUUCAUCAUCGUGGACGAGCUGGAUAUUGGGUGGCCAUCCAGCGUGGGCACUUGGCUGGUGCGACGCCGAAAACACUGCCUCAGGAGGCUCAGAAACGUUCCGACCUGGAGCAGGUUAUAUAAGAAAUAAGCGAAUAUGUGCCAACCACAUGGAAUACACCGCGCACAAAGAAAGGCGCGACGGGAAACGCGACUGCAAAGACAGGUCCGACGAGGGGAACGAUGAGUGCCGCUCGGCAACACACCUUCUGCCUUGUCACGGAAAUGAAUUUCGCUGUGGAAAUGGGCGUUGCAUACCAGGAGCGUGGGUGUGCGACGGGAUUAAGGAUUGCGACGAUGGUACGAACGAAACCCUGGCGGACUGCAGUGUCAGCAAGAAAAUCGACAAAACUGGAGGCGGAUAUAUGGCCGAGCUUGGAACGGUAGAAAUCUCCACAACUGCUAGCUCAGCGCAGUGUCCGAGUACUGAUUUCGCUUGCGCAAAUGGAGAGUGCAUCCCCAGGUCGUGGCGGUGUGAUCAGGGCGCUGAUUAUGCUGAUGGCAGCGAUGAACACAACUGUCCGGGCGCAUGGACGCUGCCUCCCAAUUCCGCAGCUCUCCAUGCCGUGUCGGCGUUGACCUGCGCUCACGAUCAGUUCCAUUGUGAUGCCCCAAACGGGACCGCAGUGUGUCUGCCGUUGAGUAAGGUUUGCGAUCAUCAUAAUGACUGUAAAAACGGAACGGACGAGGGCUUUGGUUGCAAACUGGCGGAGAAGGAGUGCGAGAAGAACAACGGACAAUGCAGUCAUAAGUGUAACCUUACUCCGGCGGGUCGGAAAUGUUCUUGUCCUCACGGGUAUGUUCUGUAUCCCGACGGAAGGGCCUGCGCUGAUAUCGAUGAAUGUGCAACAAGCGGCUCACAACUUGGAGGCACUUGCAGUCAGUUGUGCAUCAAUCUGAAAGGCACGUAUAAAUGUCACUGCGCUCCCGGUUUCCUCCUGGAAUUUGAUGGUCAUACGUGCAAAUCGGUCCAUCACGUUCCGUUGCUCAUGUAUUCCACUGACGGGGAGAUUCGGUACAUGGAAACGGAGGGUUUUCGGCAUAAUGAUCGCUUUACAGGAGGGAAACUGACCUCUAUGACUGUAGGACUAGACUGGAAGCAGAAUAAUGGCUUUGAAUCCAGCACGAUGUUCUACAGCGAUGCUGACCGGAAACACAUAAUCCGCUACGAAUCUACCCACGAACGGAGCGUUGUUCUCAAGAAUAUGGUCAUGCCGGAAAGCAUCGCAUCCGACUGGGUCAGCGAAAAUCUGUAUUACGUGGAUGCCGGCAAGCCGGAAAUUGGAGUGUGUUCUGUCAGCAGGAAAGCAGCGCAUUGUGCUCCCGUGAUCGAUGCUGAAAUUGAUAAUCCUCGCGGAUUGGCGGUUCAUCCAGGAAAACGUUUGUUGUCCUUCGCUCAGUGGGGUUCACAGCCGAAGAUUGAGCGUUCAUGGCUGGACGGCAGUGCAAGAGUUGUUGUCGUUUCCCAUAAAGUGCUAUGGCCGAACGCUCUGGUAAUCGAUUAUAUCUGGGAUCGCUUGUAUUUUAUUGAUGCUCAGUUGGACUGGACUGAAUCUGUAUCAUACAGCGGGGACGACCGGCGCACUGUUUUCCGCAUGGCAUCCUCGCAUCCGUUCGGCUUAACAAUGAUCGGUAAUCGUCUCUACUGGACGGAGUGGACGCACCGGGGCAUCUACAGCGUACUGACCAACGGGAGCAAUUUCCAGCUAGUAUACGACAUGUCGAUGCGUCCGCUGGGAAUAGUGGCUGUGCAUCCAUUGCGGCAGCCCCAUUUCGAUUCUCCUUGCGAACCCGCUGUUAGUCUCUGCGACCAAAUAUGCCUGGCUCGUGUCGCUCACUAUUACACUUGCGUCUGUCAGAGGGGCUAUCGGCUGGUGAACGAUACCAAAUGUGUGCUCUUGGAUGAUCAUAUUCAGCGGGAAGCUUUGGUUGCGCCUAAUCAGGGAAAGUACAGCUCGUCCACCGUGGCCGAAAUCAUUUGUGCGUGUAUUUUGUGCGGAAUAGUAAUCGCCGUGGCUGUAAUUAUCUCCCGAAAACACCUUCGCCGAGCGGAAUACGGUGAUGAGAAAAGCCUUCUUUUCGAUUACGACGUGGAAUCACUGCGACCAAAAGCACGCCGGCAACCCUCUUGUAUCACCGGUAGCCAGACCAAUCCGUGCUACGAGAACAUUCCUCAUCCGGGAUAUGUUGUAAAGUUUCACAAGGACCGCAACGUUACAUAUCCGCAUGCGUUGGAAUCACCUGCGGUCUCCCUUCUUGUCUACUUCCAGAGUACGGUUUCUGUAUUGUGAAUGGUUUUUGUGAUAUUCUGGAUUGUUCCCGGCAUAUUCGAUCCGUGACAUUUGCUUCUGCUGGAAGAUUUUUAUACUUUUUCUAUUGGUAUUCUGUUGGUAUCUUUUUUCUGGUGUAGUAAGAUUUUUCUUCUUUGGAUGAAUGUUGUUUAUCAUAUUUACUAGUUUUUUACACAAUACAUAUGAAAGUCUGUGCACCUUGUAGCUUUUGUAAUUUUUUCUCUUGGGUAUUGGCACUGGUGCUAAUAUUUAGAACCAAGUUA
Paramacrobiotus metropolitanus is the source of this 2867-nucleotide messenger RNA. Its product is annotated as low-density lipoprotein receptor-related protein 8-like. The coding region runs from base 61 to 2604 and encodes 847 amino acids. The record is from RefSeq and is a predicted model, not a curated record. The transcript has 8 exons. Gene Ontology annotation, molecular function: calcium ion binding; protein binding. NCBI's taxonomy places the organism in Eukaryota, Metazoa, Tardigrada, Eutardigrada, Parachela, Macrobiotidae.